Messenger RNA from Larimichthys crocea (large yellow croaker), 1908 nucleotides. Its product is annotated as dynein regulatory complex subunit 2. The transcript is spliced from 9 exons. The record is from RefSeq and is a predicted model, not a curated record. Bases 165 to 1559 code for a protein of 464 amino acids. Gene Ontology annotation, biological process: cilium-dependent cell motility; regulation of cilium movement; axonemal dynein complex assembly. Gene Ontology annotation, cellular component: axoneme; axonemal dynein complex. NCBI's taxonomy places the organism in Eukaryota, Metazoa, Chordata, Actinopteri, Sciaenidae.
UUUUUUAAAAACGCAUUUUUUAAAGCUGUUGCUAUGGUGAUGAUUCAAGAACAUACCACUAAACUGAAAAACGGUUAUUACCAACAGUUUAAAUUAAAAAAAGCCUGACGGUCGGAUAUCAGACAAAGCAGCAGUGACGAAAAGAAGAAGGAGGAGCAGCCAUCAUGCCAAAGAAGUCAAAGAAAGGAGGUAGCCCUAACCCUCAGGAAGAGGAAGGGAUGGCCGCCAAGAACGUACAUAGCCGCACGCUGUCUCUGCAGGCCAAGUUGGAGGCGGAAAAGAGGAACUCUGCUGCCACGAUGCUGAAGGUGAACGAAGGCUGGAGGUCGAUUCUCCGUCAGACUCAAGACACCGAACUGCGUCAACACAUCAUGAUGCUCAAACAGCAGUUUGAGCGGGAGACAGACGGCCUGGACAAUACCAUCGAGAAUCUGGAGUGUGGCCUGCUGCAGAAGGAGCGUCAGUCGGCUCAGGUGCGCCGUGCUCACCUGCAAAACGUGGAGAGUCUGUGCGCUCUGCAGGAUAAACGGCUGAAUUUAGUGCAGGAGCCGUGGGAGAACUGCAUGGAGCACAUCAGCUCCAAGUUGAACUCUCAGAGAGAGCUGUUGUUGGCAGAUUCUCAGCAGCAGGAAGACAAUCUGGAGGCCACAAUGUCCCUUAUGGAGGACAAGCACAAAGCAGUGAUGGAAGACAUGCACAAACUGUAUUCACAAAGCACCAAACUGUAUGAAUACGCCUAUGAAGAAAGGAAAGAAGCUGAUACGGAGAAGAAGGAAGAAUCCAAACAGAAACCCAAGUGGGAACCCGAGAAUGACGAAUGGUUCAGGAGAAUGAUGGAGAAAGAUACGUUUGACAUUCAGGAGGUUAACAAAGACAUAAAGAAGAUGAUGACGGAUCCUUUGAUGAGUAGGAGGAAACAAACCCUGACCAAAUUAUUGAUCCAAGAAGACGUGAGAGCCCAGCAACAGCAGGAGAAACUCCGGCUUCAUAAUCAGCUGGCUCAGGUUCAAAAAGAUGGAAGGAAACGGCUCACCAACCUCACCAUGCAGAGCAACAACGCCACCAAGAAACUGCAAACAGUUAUUGCCAAGGGAGAGAGGAUUUUACUCCUUGGUAAAGUAUGUCAGACAUUAGAGACAAAGCUGGAGAAAGCCUCAGCAAUAUCAUUUCCUACAAUGGAACAUCGAGAGGAGAAAACUGAACCGGAGACAGAGGAACCAGCCAAGAAGGUGUCAGAGGUUCCAGAGCUGCAUCAGCUGACGCAGCGCCUGAACCAUGUGGUGCUGCAGCGAGAUGCUCUGAAGAAACACAAAGUCGAACUGAAGCAAGAGAACGAGCAGUUGAAGCUGCAGCUGCAUAAGCACCUGGACGAUAUGACACUCAGCAACAACACCUUCAGUGCACCCGACGCUCCUCUGACUGUGCACCAGGCCCUUAUCACCAGGGCCCCAAAGACCAAUACCCUAAACACCAAUACCCCAAACACCAAUACCCCAAACACCAGUGGCCCAAACACCAGGCCCCCAAAGACCAAUACCCCAACCACCACAAAGAUGUAGGUGUAUGUUAGCAUGCAGUUCUUAAUCUGAUGAGGUCCGUCGUGCACAUGUAAAUAGUCAAAUGUAUGUUUGAGGUUAACUUCCUUUGUUCCUUUGGAAAUUACAUUAUUACAAACACUUAUUGUAGGACCCAAUAAUCUUUGAUGAAAUAUUAAAAUGAACUCCUUGAUUUCAUGGUAAACUAUCAGAAGCUCAAGGUUGACUUAUUUAGCUUUUCACAGUAGCUUUAAACCCCUUGUGAAGGUCUUCAACGGAAGUUGUUCAAGUGUUCCUGAUUUUGUUAGUAGUGUCAUUUGUUGUCCUAAAAUGUCCUCACUUAUUGUUGACACAAUAAAAAUGGAGAAACGUG